This is a messenger RNA of Hipposideros armiger (great roundleaf bat), 2368 nucleotides long. RefSeq names its product cilia and flagella associated protein 99 (gene CFAP99). NCBI's taxonomy places the organism in Eukaryota, Metazoa, Chordata, Mammalia, Chiroptera, Hipposideridae. The record is from RefSeq and is a predicted model, not a curated record. Bases 313 to 2307 code for a protein of 664 amino acids. The transcript is spliced from 16 exons.
UCCUGCGCGCGGUGUUCUUUGCCGAGCCGCGGGCGCUGUGCAUUCUAGGAAUUGUAGUCUUCCCGCCGACGGCACCGGAGCUAGACGCUGGUUGCUAGGCGACGACGCCAAACGGCACCCCACCCCCCACGGCUACUCUCUCAGGGUGGUUGCGGAAUCCCCGCGGAGCAGGAGCGAAGUAGGGGACCCACCCAGGUAUCCGAGUCCCCUGGCGUCCGCUGGGCCUGGCCGACCCUGUGGCGGCGGAGGGAGACGAGAAGGAAGGCGCAGGAGCGCCAACGGAGCCCGCCGGCAGGGUCCCUCCCUGGGAAGAUGGCCGACUACAGAAAGUGCAUUGAAACUGUGAUUGAGCAGCUGGACAAAUUUAAACCUAAGAAGGACAGUCCCGAGCAGUUCCUGGAAGCCGCAUCCACCUGCCUGCAGACUCUGAGCCCCCAGGAGCAGGCAUUCAUUUUGGAGGUUCUGUCCGGGUGCCUGGAGUACCGGAAGUUACUGACCAUCGUGGUGGAUGCCUUCUACGUGCGGGACGGCCGGUUCUGCCGAUGGUCAGACUACAACAUAUUCCAGGUCAUCUGCUACCUGGCCACUUUCCAGCUGGCGGAGCUCGGCUUUCAGCUCUUCUGCAGCAUCGUGAAGUCCCAGCCUGCAGACAAGAUGCAUAAGUUCCUCAGGUUCUUCUUCAACCCCUUAAACCUGUGCUCGUGGAUCAAGGACGAGUGGAGCCUGGUCUAUGAGAUGGCGCACGUGAAGGAGAACUGGAUCCACCCCCUGAUGAGAUGGCAGCCGCAAGUCCAGGAGCUGAUCAACCAGUUGGAGGGGGUGUUGGCCAAUCAGCCCCCUCUUGCAAAGACCAAGGCCAAGGUCACAGAGCCCAAGAAGUUCAACCUGACUGUCCCCAGGCCCUGCGCCAUUCCAGUGCCCGAGCUAGUCCCUGUCCUGGCCAAACCAAGANUCCCAUGCUCCUGGCUGCCACAAGUAAGCACGCGAAUAGGAGAUGGUUCUGGAGGUCCUGAAGACCUCAAGUCCAAGAUCAAGAGCUGUGCACUUCUGAGGCACCAGGAGAAAGGAGAGCACGGGGAGACCAACCAUCCAGACAAGCCCAGGGGGCCGUGNAACCUGGGGGAGAUGCGGUGUGCGAUGCCUAGGAAGCCCCCCGCACAGGGUUCCAAGAAGAAGCUACAGCUCCAAUUCCCCCCCCGAAUCCGCAAGACUCCGCAGCUGACCUUCUACAGGCCCAACGACGACGUCCCCGUCAAGCUGAACACUGCUGCCAUCCUGCGAGAGGGGGCCUUGUACCAGCGACAGGUGGAAAGAGAGCUGCAGAGGGUGGAGAAGCUUGUAGACGGGGCCAGGGACUUCUCCGAGUUCCUCGAGUGGCAGAAGAAGAUGCAGGCAAAGGACUGGCAGGAGCAGCAGGCUGCGGGCGAGUGCCGGAGGCUGCAGGGGCAGCUCAGCCACGAGGAGGCCGUCCUGGCCCGGCAGCGGCUCCUGCAGGACAACAAGCAGAAGGCCGACCAAAAGAAAGAGGAGAUGGCCGAGCUGACGCAGCAAUGUGCCGAGAGACGCCUCCAGGAGGAGAGGUCCAUGAAGGAGCUGGUGGAGCAGGUGAUGGAGGGGCACAAGAACACCCAGGUGGCGCAGAUGAAGCUCCUAAAGGGCCGUCGGCAGGCAGUCCAGGAGGUGAAGGAGGAGAGCCAGGAGCUGCUGCAGCGCAGUGCACAGGAGGCCAGGGAGGAGCAGAGGCGGCGCUGUGAGCUCAUCUCCCAGCUGCGAGCCCUGGAGACACAGCCCACGCGCAUGGGCAAGCUCGUGGACCUGACCCAGAUCCCCGGGUAUGGCCUGGAAGGGGAGAUGUCCAUCGUGGAGCUACGGGAGCGGCUGGCCCGACUCAAGGAGGCCCAGCAGCGGGAGGAGGAGGAGAAGCGGGACCAGAUCAUCCAGGGCAAGCGUGCCAAGGGCCAGGAGCUGCAGAACACGCUGGAGCAGAUCUCACUGUGCCGCUCGGCCAUGGGGAGGUCUGCGGCCUUGAGGUGGGAGAAGAAAGCGGCGGCCCCGAGGGCGCCCUCCCAGGACAAGCGCGUGCUGGAGCUGCAGCGCAGGAUCGAGGAGAAGGCGGCGGAGCGCCGAAGGCAGGAGGCCCUGCUGCACGUGGCGGCGCCGCGGGCUGCGCGCCCCAAGCCUUGGCCGCAGGCUCAGCUGGAUGCGCAGCGCUGGAAGGAGCUGGAGCGGAGCCGCGAGCGCCGGCAGCGGGCGCUGCAGCAGGGAGGCUCCGCCUGCAGGCGGGCGCGCCGCCUGGAGGCCGCCUGAACCCGGCUGGCACGCCCCCGGACCUCAAGACCCCCUUCGGAAUAAAGCCUGUGGCCUGCUA